AUGAGUCGACUUGAUCAAUUCUACAGAAGGUUACUGUUGACAAAGUUUUUUGUGAAGGGAUGGGGCAAUCCAGAAAACUUGAAAAGAAUUUUUGAAUUUCGUAAGGUGAUAUCGUGCAGAGAUACCUGCAGACAUCUCGUCUCACCUGAUCAUCCGGUCUACAUUGACUAUGAAGAAAAGUACAGAGAUUAUAAGCUGAUUGGUGGGCAUUUUUUAUCACCUCUAACAUUGCACAUGCCUGGCAUCAUGCCAAAAGAAACGGAAACGGCGAGGUUCCAAAUGGUGAUCCCGGUAGUCUGGAAGUCGAAAAGAAGACCAGUUUGCAUACAUCUGGCUGGAACCGGAGAUCAUUUCUUUUGGAGAAGAAGGACGCUGCUGGCACGACCUCUCCUGAAGGAAGCUGGCAUUGCUUCCAUCAUCCUCGAAAAUCCUUACUAUGGCUACAGGAAGCCGAAGCAGCAAGUGCGGUCCAGUUUGCACAAUGUAUCGGACUUGUUUGUGAUGGGAGGUGCUCUCGUACUUGAAUCAUUAGUGCUCCUGCACUGGUGCACCAAGCAGGGGUAUGGACCUCUUGGUCUCACUGGUAUCUCAAUGGGAGGACAUAUGGCUUCUUUAGCGGCUACCAACUGGCACAAGCCAAUAGUUCUGGUUCCAUGCCUGUCCUGGAGUACUGCUUCCGUAGUUUUUACUGAGGGUGUUAUGAGUGGGGCGCUACCAUGGAAAUUGCUGAAGGAACAGUUCUCCAAAGAAAUUUCACUUUAUGGGAAUGAAUUAUCUCAACUUAUUCAGAGCCCCGAGAAGAACAUGGCAUUUCGCCUUGGGAGUGAAUUUGUUAAAAAUUACCCUGAAAGUGUAAAAAACUUGGAGUCGUUGCGCAACGAAUUUUUAUCAAAAGAUGAAAGUGACGUAUCCGACUUUAAAAAUAAUAACCCUCCAUCAUCCUCCCUGUCUUCAAUUUUGCAUUUAAAAUCAUUCACCGACGUUUUAAACCUAUCAGCUAUUUUCAACUUUACGUCUCCAACGACGACGUUGUCAGCGGCAAUAAAAAACCAUUCCUCCGAUGCCAAACCCGCCUACAAGCCACCAGUCCGACCGUUUGGUGACGAGCAAACGCUCGACUUCAUGCGAGGCGUCAUGGACGAAUGCACUCAUUUAGGAAAUUUUUCUGUUCCCGUGGACACCAACUUGGUCAUCAUUGUGGUUGCUAGAGCGGACGCGUAUUAUCCGCAAUCCACAGUUUUGGGUCUGAACGAGUUGUGGCCGGGUUCAGAAAUAAGAUACAUUGACGCUGGACACAUUUCUGCAUACCUACUCAAGCAAGGAGUGUUCAGGUUUGCAAUCAGUGACGGGUUUGAAAGAUAUAAUGAGAAGUAUCCAACGACAUGA
Molecule: messenger RNA, 1386 nt
Organism: Helobdella robusta
Lineage: Eukaryota; Metazoa; Annelida; Clitellata; Rhynchobdellida; Glossiphoniidae
Exons: 12
Coding region: 1-1386 (461 amino acids)
Source: RefSeq, a predicted model, not a curated record